This is a messenger RNA of Electrophorus electricus (electric eel), 1062 nucleotides long. NCBI's taxonomy places the organism in Eukaryota, Metazoa, Chordata, Actinopteri, Gymnotiformes, Gymnotidae. The record is from RefSeq and is a predicted model, not a curated record.
UGUAGGGUUAAGCGGCCCAGCAGGAUUUGCAGGACCAAAAGGACUUCAAGGAUGUCCUGGUGUGAAAGGCCCUGAUAUGGUGUACCAAUUAAAAGCUCACCCUGGAGAUCCAGGUCCACCUGGGCAGCAAGGAGGAAUAGGAGGUGUUGGACCAGACGGGCCAGUCGGACCCUCUGGGCUAAAAGGGAAAAAAGGUCCUGAAGGGGCCAGCGGCCAAGCUGGCAGCCCUGGGGUCCCUGGACCAUCUGGUGAAAAAGGCAGCAGAGGUUUACCAGGGCUAUCAGGUGAGCAGGGUCGUGAUGGUCCUCAGGGUCAGAAGGGUUCUGUGGGACAUGAAGGGGCGCAGAUCACCAAUGGAUACAGGGAUGGCUUCCUGUUCACCGUGCACAGUCAGAGCCAAGAAAACCCCGUGUGCCCCGACGGGACCUUGACGAUGUACUCUGGAUAUUCACUCCUUUAUAUCAGUGUAAACAGCUGGGGACAUGGGCAGGAUCUGGGCACUCUAGGCAGCUGUCUGGUGCAGUUCUCCACAGUGCCCUUUCUCUUCUGCGACCCCAACGAAACAUGUUAUUAUGCAGCCUCAGACUCGAACUCUUACUGGCUGUCCACAGACACGCCCAUGCCCAGAGACACCUCAGCUACCACACUAGCGCAGUAUAUCAGCAGGUGUUCAGUAUGUGAGGCUUCAGGCAAUGUCAUAGUCAUACACAGCCAGAUGAGUACAGAGCAAGAUUGCCCUAGUGGCUGGCAGGAACUGUGGAGUGGCUACUCAUUUGUCAUGCAAACAGGCACUGAGGCAGAGGGCUCAGGGCAGCCACUGGCUUCUCCUGGCUCCUGUCUGAAGAAGUUCCAGAAAGUUCCGUUUAUUGAAUGCCAUGCCAGUGGCACCUGCAAGUACUCCUUUGAUUCCAACAGCCACUGGCUGGCAGUGGUGGAUCGCAACCGGAUGUUCAGUAAACCAGUCCCACAGACAUUGGUUGGAGACUCCCCCGGCAACAUUAUCAGCCGCUGUAAGGUCUGCAUGAAGAUUCCAUGACCAGAAGCCCUUGGGUUACUUAAUGC